Molecule: messenger RNA, 640 nt
Organism: Triticum aestivum (bread wheat)
Lineage: Eukaryota; Viridiplantae; Streptophyta; Magnoliopsida; Poales; Poaceae
Product: Bowman-Birk type proteinase inhibitor B6
Exons: 2
Coding region: 83-355 (90 amino acids)
Cellular component (GO): extracellular region
Molecular function (GO): serine-type endopeptidase inhibitor activity
Source: RefSeq, a predicted model, not a curated record
UUUGGCCAACAACAAAAACAUAGCAUUCCACUCACAACAAAGAGGUAAGUGAGAGCUUUGCUCGAAAACCAUAAAAUCAACCAUGAAGAACACCAAGCUCGUGGCGAUCAUUGUCCUCCAUGCCAUCCGGGUCAUGGGAAUCCUUGUACACGUGAAUGCCGACUACUUCCCCAAGUGUUGCGACAAAUGCAGGUCGUUCUCGGGGGUCGACGUAUGUGACGACGCCCAUCCUCAGUGCCCCAAGGGAUGCUCCGCAUGCCGGGCGGUGCAGACGGGCCGUGUCAAGAUGUUCCGGUGCGCCGACAUGCGCUCCACCAUCAACGACACAUGCGGCCCGCGCUGCAAGAAGAACUGACCGGUUCAAGCUCGAAUCAUGAUAAUCGUUUCUCCAAAAAUAAAGCUCAGAUAGGAUGAGCACUGUCACCGUAUUUUGUGCGUACAUGUGGCCCCACAUUGCACGCCGAUAAUGCAUACAUUGUUGUCAGUCGCCGUCGUUUCAUCAUCGCCAUUGUUCUUGGUUUUAGUUUCCUCUUCAAGAGUAGUCAGUUGUUGCUCGCUUAUCAGGUGCCCGUUGUAUCCUCCGUGAAUAAACACCUGUGUUGAUUGUGUGUCUCCACUUAAAACGCAUUUGUUCGUGUCA